CUUAUUGUUUAACGAGCAGCAAAUGAGCGCACCAUGUUUUUGAACAGAGUAGAUGGAAAAACACCAGACUUUGUCCUUGAUGGCAUGACUAGCGAUGUUGAAGGAAACCUCUACAUUGCCACCUAUAAUGGACACAAAGUUUUUAAAUUAAAUCCAAAAACCAGCGAAGUGUUGGCAGAAUAUGUAUUUCCCAAUGUAAGCAAAAUAACAUCAGUUGCUUUUGGUGGGCCAAACUUGGAUAUACUCUACGCAACAACCGCAACUCGUGGUGACACACAAGAUGAAGCUGGCCAUUUGUACAAGAUUACUGGCCUAGGAACAAAAGGAUCGGCUGGAGUCAAAGUCAAAUUAUAAGAUGAAAUUAUGACAUUCCCUAAUCGUUUCCUUUUUUCAUCAAUUCAAUUGAUACGACUCACAAGAUGUUCAAUUGCCGUCUUUUCCAGUGAUUCGAUUGACGGGAAUUCUUUGCAAUGUUUUCAACAGACAACAAUGAAAUGAAUAAAAAUGUAUAGCAAA
Messenger RNA from Sitodiplosis mosellana (orange wheat blossom midge), 516 nucleotides. RefSeq names its product regucalcin-like. The record is from RefSeq and is a predicted model, not a curated record. Gene Ontology annotation, molecular function: calcium ion binding; gluconolactonase activity. Gene Ontology annotation, biological process: L-ascorbic acid biosynthetic process. The transcript is spliced from 2 exons. NCBI's taxonomy places the organism in Eukaryota, Metazoa, Arthropoda, Insecta, Diptera, Cecidomyiidae. Bases 34 to 354 code for a protein of 106 amino acids.